CGAACUCUCGCGAGACUUCCCGGAGUUGAGUAAACGCCACGUCCUCUGCGCAGCCUCCAUUAGCCUCCUGGUGCUCCGCGGGUUCUGCUCCUCACGGGUCUCACAGCCGGACAGACGGAGAGGUACCGAGCGGCCCGACCGGCACCGGCACCAGACACACUCCGGGGAUAAUAUGGGCUGUGUACGUCUGCUGGCACUGGCCACAUCAGCAUUACUACUGUUAGCCUCCCGUUCAACAUUCGCUCACAGUCAUUCCCAUGGCGACCACGAUCAUGGCCACCAUCACCACGGCCACACCCACGGAGAAGAUGAUCACCAUGGACACUCUCACGGCGAUCAGGUGAAGAUGUUCCACGGAGCAAGCAAGUGGAGCGCAGAGGCUAACGUGCCUGAGGACGACCACGGACAUGACCACGGACACGACCAUGGACACGACCACGGACAUGACCACGGACACGACCAUGGACACGACCACGGACACGACCAUGGACACGCCCACGGACACGCCCACGGACACGACCACGGACAUGCUCAUCAUGAAGAUGUUGUUCUUGUGCACAAGGAGGAGAGAGUGAAGAGGGAGGCCGACGGAGAGAAGAGGGACACGAUGGAGCUCUGGACGCAGGCUAUCGGAGCUACCCUGCUGAUCAGCGCGGCUCCUUUCUUCAUCCUGUUCCUGAUCCCAGUCCAGUCCAACAGCGACCAGCACCAGAACCUGCUCAAGGUGCUGCUCAGCUUUGCCUCCGGUGGACUACUGGGCGACGCCUUCCUUCACCUCAUACCUCACGCUCUGGAGCCUCACUCUCAUCACGAAGAAGGAGACGAAGAUCACGGACACUCGCAUGCAAGUGAAGAGUCACAUGACCAUGGUCACUCCCACGGAGCUGCGCACGACCACAUGAUGUCGGUGGGUUUGUGGGUCCUCGGUGGGAUCAUCGCCUUCCUGGUUGUAGAGAAAUUUGUGCGUCUGCUGAAGGGAGGGCAUUCCCACAGCCACUCGCAUGCUGCUGCCAAGGAAAAGGACAGUGAUGGAGAGGAAGACAAGGACAAGAAGAAGAAAGAGAAAGGAAGCAAAGACAAGAAGGUGGCGACGAAAGAGGAGCUAAUGAGCACAGACAUCAAAGUGUCGGCUUACCUGAACCUGGCAGCGGACUUCACACACAAUUUUACUGACGGCCUGGCAAUCGGAGCCUCAUUCCUGGUGGGUCCAGCAGUGGGCGCUGUCACCACUCUCACCAUCCUGCUGCACGAGGUCCCACAUGAGAUCGGGGACUUUGCCAUCCUCAUCCAGUCUGGCUGCACCAAAAAAAAGGCCAUGUGUCUACAGCUGUUGACAGCCUUGGGAGCCUUGGCUGGCACAGCUUGCUCCCUAUUGGCCGAAGGUGUGGGCGCCGCGGCGACUGCCUGGAUCCUGCCAUUCACGGCCGGAGGGUUUGUUUACAUCGCCACGGUGACGGUGCUCCCGGAGCUGCUGGCGGGCCGCUCCAGUUUCGGCCAGUCCCUGUUGGAGAUCCUGGCGCUGCUGUUCGGAGUUGGCAUGAUGGUGCUGAUCGCAGAGUACGAGUGAGACGCAGCAGAGACGACUUCUCGCAGAGUGAGACAGGAAGGGACGGACCAGGAAAAGGUCAAAAAGGUUGAAAAAGGCGCUUUUAAGUAGGAUUCAGGUGGAUUAUUUUUGUCAGGGUGUUUUUUCUUGUUCGAUUUAGGACCAAACGCCACCCGUUGAUGGCAUAUGGGUGAAUUUUGUUGUCCUGUGUUAGUUUGUUUUUUAGCAGUUCACGGUCACAUCCUGUUUUUUUUUUACUGUUUCUUUUUGAGAGGAAAAUAAUUUGUGUCGUGAAAACAGAUCAGCUGUGGAGACUGAGCGCUGGGAAGAAAGAAAACUGGUGGAAACGUUUGUGUUGCUCGCUGGGGGCCUUCAUCAGGACAGGAGGUGGACUCCGUCUGUCCGUCGGCCCCAAAAGUCACUCGACACUUUGGCUACAUGGAUCAUCGACAGUGUGACUGCAGCUUUAAUUCCCUCCAAAAGUGGCUUAACGUCAAUUCAUUUCACAGCCAAAACUGUGGAAAUAUAUCUGUCAUUUAACAAGUGGCUGCUCCUUCAAUCCACAUUUCAGAGUUGGUUCGAUGAAACAAGAGAAAGCUCAGUUAUACAUGUUUAAUUAUGAAUGUUGAUAUUUUUACAUUCCACAAAAUACAAAUAAAUGUGGCUUCUACAGAUGUGCUCAAAAUGUCAACAUAUUGACUCUUAAAUCAUUCAGAUUUUAAUUUUGUUUUAACUUUAAACAUUCCUAAUUCUAUUUUCUUCUGACUGACACAAACUCCCAAUAAAGCUUUAAAAUCUU
This is a messenger RNA of Hippoglossus stenolepis (Pacific halibut), 2345 nucleotides long. RefSeq names its product solute carrier family 39 member 7 (gene slc39a7). NCBI's taxonomy places the organism in Eukaryota, Metazoa, Chordata, Actinopteri, Pleuronectiformes, Pleuronectidae. Gene Ontology annotation, cellular component: membrane. Gene Ontology annotation, molecular function: zinc ion transmembrane transporter activity. The record is from RefSeq and is a predicted model, not a curated record. Bases 173 to 1567 code for a protein of 464 amino acids. Gene Ontology annotation, biological process: intracellular zinc ion homeostasis; zinc ion transmembrane transport. The transcript is spliced from 8 exons.